AUGCCUUCCCUUUCAUCAAUCACUCCACUCCGGACCGAGCCUCACGCUGGACCGAAUGACAUUGGUGUAUCUCUGUUGCCAUCGGACAACAAAGACGGCACCUUCAAGAGCUAUCCACUUGUGAUAUCACCCAAAACAGAAUCUCAAAAGUCCCUUGCCUUUCUUUCGUCAUUCAUGAAUCAUAACAAGGACUGGAUCGAUGACAUGAUGCUUCGUUAUGGAGCUUUACUCUUUCGUGGCUUUCAUGUUGUGACGGCUAAAGACGUCGAAGACGCCGUCAUGAGCUACGAACACAAUUUGAACAACCAGUACAGAGGCACAUCGCCCCGUCACACUCAAGGCAAUACCGAAUUUGUCUUUUCGGCUGCAGAGGUGCCUUCCCACUACCCGAUAGCCCAGCACAUUGAAAUGUCAUUCCUCCCCGAGCCACCCAAGAAACUCUUCUUUAGUGCCCUCAAGGCACCGGCAGCGGUGGGCGGAGAGACAGCCUUGGCUGACUUUCGCAAGGUUUACAAUGCCAUUCCCAAGGACCUCCGAGACAAGCUUCAAGAAAAGAAGUUGCGAUACACCCGUACACACAAGAAGGUUGGUGACCGAUUCACGCAUGAUGUGGCUGCCAUGUUGAGUUGGAGCGAACUCUUUCGGACAAACGACAAGAAACAAGUAGAAAAGAUGGCCGCCCAAGAAAACAUGCCCAUGCGAUGGGAAGGUGAUGACACGUUUGUCAGUGAGUUUGAAACCGAAGCCUUCCAGCGACAUCCACAAACCGGAGAAGCGGUUUGGUUCAACCACGCACAAGUAUUCCAUUGGACCAGCUUUCCUGCAGAGCUCUUUGCCGCCUUUCGUCGCACCAAGGAUUUGCGAUACCUGAUGCGAGCACUGCUUCUGGGUGUACUGUCGUGGAUCAAGUACGGUCCCAUCUUGCGACAGCAAAUGGCAUUGCAUGUGGCAUUUGGAGACGGAAUGCCGCUUUCGAUUUGGGAAAUGCAUCAAAUCCGCAAGGCAGUGCAUGAGAACACAAUCUACAAUCGUUGGCAGCAAGGGGACGUUGUGAUGAUUGAUAAUUUCUCGACAUCUCACGGAAGACAGCCCACGUACGAUAAGGGCAGGAACAUUGUUGUGGCGUGGUCGGAUCCAUUGGCGAAGAAGGACGCAAUGGCACGAGCACUUGACAAACAGCGCAACGAUCAAUGCAUAGGGAGCCACGAAACGUAA
Messenger RNA from Seminavis robusta, 1215 nucleotides. The record is from the annotation of a GenBank genome assembly. NCBI's taxonomy places the organism in Eukaryota, Bacillariophyta, Bacillariophyceae, Naviculales, Naviculaceae.